CUGUCUGUGAGCAGAAGUGCAUGGCCGCUAAUUGGGAGCAUGGCAACCUAAUUGCCAAGUGUAGCCUCUCUCACACAUACCCAAGCCUCUUUUGAGCCUUGGCAACCUGUAACCCCUUUUCAACCCUUGUCUUCUUCUCUCAUACACACCAACCUCAUGUCCAAAAAAGACAGCCACCACCUUCUCUCUAUGUAGUUGAACCACUCAUAGCCAUAGCAAACCAAAAUCUCAAUAAAAAGGCUUUGUUAUCUCUCUGCCAAACCAAAAAAGAACCAAAAGAAGUUCAAAUGGAGAAAUCAAAUCCUCCCUUCUCUUCUCCCUCUCCUCCUCCUCUUUCCACCACCAUUACCAAGCCAAGAGCAAGGAGAAGCAAGAACGCUCAUGCGAGAACUACUGACAAGAACAAUGUGGGAGGCAGCACUAGUGCUUGUGGGAAGAGAAGCUCUAUCUACAGAGGAGUCACCAGGCAUAGGUGGACAGGAAGGUAUGAAGCUCAUCUGUGGGAUAAGAACAGCUGGAAUCUUAUGCAGAACAAGAAAGGCAGACAAGUUUAUUUGGGGGCUUAUGAUGAUGAGGAGGCUGCAGCACAUACCUACGAUCUUGCGGCGCUUAAAUACUGGGGUCCUGAUACAAUACUUAAUUUUCCUGCAAGCACCUAUGUGAAAGAUUUUGAGGAGAUGCAGAGCAUGUCGAAGGAAGAGUACUUGGCUACUCUUAGGCGAAGGAGCAGUGGCUUCUCUAGAGGAGUAUCUAAAUAUCGAGGCGUUGCAAGGCAUCACCACAAUGGUCGAUGGGAGGCGAGGAUUGGACGCAUCCACGGCAACAAAUACCUCUACUUGGGAACUUUCAGUACUGAGGAAGAGGCAGCUCAAGCCUACGACAUGGCCGCCUUGGAAUACAGAGGCCCCAAUGCGGUGACCAACUUCAACAUUAGUUACUAUACAAGCCAUCCAUCUCCAUCACCAAUCCCAAUGCUAGAAACCCACCAUUCCGUAGUUACCCCAUCUCCCUCCACGUUAAAAUCUCCAUAUAAAGAACUUUCUGACAUCAUUAACAUACAAGCCCCAGAUGAUUUUGAAGAUUUUCUGUGGUAUGAUAUGGACAAUAAAGACUUUGACUCAUCACAAGAAGUAAACAUGGAGGAGACUAAUAUCCUCCAUGAUUUAUUUGAUUGUGUUGGUUUUGAGGAAAAUAUCGAGCAACUUUUUGAGGUGAUUGAUUCUGAUAGUGCCAAUAUAGGCAACAACAAUGAUGAUAGCGGCGGCGAUUGUGUUGUGGAGGAACUCGCGGGUUCAUCACUUAAUUCAACCACUUCUUAUCGUUCUCCCGUUAGUAUUUGCUCUUAGGCACCGUUCAAUGAAGCUUCUUCAAAGGACCCGUCGUCUUCGAUUUGAAACGGCAAAAUUUCAACGUUUUUGAGAUACGGCGUUUGGAGACCUUCCGAAUUUGCUCCGUCGCCCAACCUAAAUUCUUCCAAGCGGCGACAUUCUGUGAAGCCGAACAAAAGUCGAAAGUGAUCUCAAACGGAGCCUUUGUGUUGCUCUAUCGUAUUUUAGAGGAUUUAGUUUGGUUUAGUUUGGUAUGGUGUGGUUGGGCUGUUUAUUAAUUUGAUGUUUAUAAUUAAUUAUGAGGUUUUGGAUUUUAUCAUUAUUCAUGUGCAGGGAUGAUGAAAUUACUGGCCGGCCAACAAGAUUUGGUAGACAUGAUCUGGUAUAUAUCUGAAGCUCAGAGUUAUAUUGCUUGUAAGAAGCUUUCAAUUAGAUUUAUUUAAUAUUCAAAUAGAAUUCGAAUUGAAAAUGUCUAAUACUUAAGUAUGAGUUGGCU
Phalaenopsis equestris is the source of this 1824-nucleotide messenger RNA. RefSeq names its product ethylene-responsive transcription factor WRI1-like. Gene Ontology annotation, biological process: regulation of DNA-templated transcription. Gene Ontology annotation, molecular function: DNA-binding transcription factor activity; DNA binding. The transcript is spliced from 7 exons. The record is from RefSeq and is a predicted model, not a curated record. Bases 288 to 1346 code for a protein of 352 amino acids. Lineage: Eukaryota; Viridiplantae; Streptophyta; Magnoliopsida; Asparagales; Orchidaceae.